AUGGAAAUUCCUAUGCAAGAAAUUCAUAUCAAGAUUGAUGAUAAUUCAAUACCAACCAGCAAAGAGAGAAAUAAAACCGACCUCGCUGAUCAUGCCGAGCCCAUUGUCCUGAUGUCUGUUUUGAGAAGUCUCCACGCGGGUUAUUUCAGAAUAAGCCUAUCUCUCUGCAGCCAAGCUCUUCUUUGGAAGAUAAUGAUCGCACCAGACUCACCGAGCAUGUCCCAUGUGCGUAGCAAUCUCCCUUCUACGGCGUACCAUCUCCUCUGGUACCUAUCACUUGCGACGCAAGUUUCCCUCUGUUUCUUGUAUGCGUUGAAGUGUGUUUACUUGUUCGACACGGUGAAGGAAGAGUUCUCGCAUUUCAUUGGAGUGAACUAUCUCUACGCUCCAUCUAUCUCAUGGCUGCUUCUGCUUCAAUCAGCUCCUACGAUGAAACCGCAAAGCCUCUUGUACCAGACGCUAUUCUGCGUUUUUGCUGUUCCGGUCUUAACCCUAGACACAAAGCUUUAUGGCCAGUGGUUCACAACCGAGAAAAGGUUUUUGUCGAUGAUGGCAAACCCGGCAAGUCAAGUAUCGGUAAUCGCAAACCUAGUGGCGUCACGAGGAGCAGCGGAGAUGGGUUGGAGAGAAUGUGCUCUAUGCUUGUUCUCACUCGGGAUGGUUCACUAUUUGGUUAUCUUUGUCACACUUUAUCAACGCUUACCGGGAGGAAACAACUUCCCGUCCACGUUAAGGCCGGUUUUUUUCUUGUUCUUUGCUGCACCAGCCACUGCGAGCCUAGCUUGGAACUCUAUUUCUGGAACCUUUGAUACUAUGGCGAAGAUGUUGUUCUUCCUUUCAUUCUUCAUCUUCAUGUCCCUGGUCUGUAGGCCAACUCUUUUCAAGAAGUCAAUGAAAAGAUUCAAUGUCGCAUGGUGGGCUUACUCGUUCCCACUUACAUUUCUUGCUUUAGACUCGGUUGAAUAUGCGCAAGAGGUCAAAGACACGGUCACUUCUGGAUUGAUGCUUGUUUUAUCGUCGGUCUCAGUUUUGAUCUUCCUCGGUGUCAUGUUACUGACUGCAGCUAACAGCAACAGACUUCUCAGACGUGAUGAUUCUGUCCUCAUCGGUUCUGUUAAAUGUAAAAAAGACAAGCAAAAAUCAAUUAAAACUGCGACUUUGUAA
Messenger RNA from Microthlaspi erraticum, 1164 nucleotides. Lineage: Eukaryota; Viridiplantae; Streptophyta; Magnoliopsida; Brassicales; Brassicaceae. The record is from the annotation of a GenBank genome assembly.